This is a messenger RNA of Porites lobata, 6099 nucleotides long. The record is from the annotation of a GenBank genome assembly. NCBI's taxonomy places the organism in Eukaryota, Metazoa, Cnidaria, Anthozoa, Scleractinia, Poritidae.
AUGGCCGAUGAGGUGACUUUUUCAGCUCUUUCCGAAGAAGACAAGAAAAAACUCGCAGACAACAGCAAAAUUGUGUCAGAAUUCAAGCAGAAAAAACUAGAAAAAGAAGCUCAGAAGAACUGGGAUCUAUUUUACAAGAGAAAUGCGACCAACUUUUUUAAAGACCGACACUGGACAACUGCAGAAUUUGAGGAACUUUUGAGCUUGUGUGAAAAGUCGGACACCUACAAUGAAGUAAGUGCGGGUUUCUAGCUAUCUUCAUCGUCUAGUUAUUAGCUGCUGAAAAAAAAAGAAAAGUAGCCCCGAAUCCCACCCAUCUUAAAUUUUUUUUUCAUACAGUCAGAGCAGAAGAUAGAUAGAUAAUCUUUAUUUAUCCACGGUACAAAAUUCAUCAGCUUUAAAAAUGCCUAAUACUAAUAUAAUAAAAAUAUUUAAAUAAAAAAGCUGCUUUCCACGAAUGCCGUGCCUUACAGUUCUUUGAGUAAUCGUUUAAAUUGCCCAAGGGACUCUGCUUCCCUUAAGUUACAAGGAAGACUGUUCCAGAGAAUGGCGCCACUACAGCUGAAGCUGUUUUUGUAAUAGUUUGUGCGCGGUAAUGGAACAUUGAGUUUAUUUUCAGAGUCCCUUAGGUUAUAUGCGACUUCUCGCCUUUCAAAUUUAGAACUAAGAUAGUUUGGAGCCAACCCGUGCAGAGACCUGUAAACCAUCGUAGCUCUUUGAAAUUGUUGCUGGCAAGCUAGGUUUUUCCACCCUAGAAGUUUGAAAAGGUGACCAGCAUCUACGUCAUAGCUUGAGUAGGUCAAAACACGGGCUGCUCUGUUUUGUAGCUUUUGAACCUUAUUCCGUAAGGUUAUCCCACAGUUUCCCCAAACAAUGUUGCAAUAAUCAAAGUGUGGCUGUAUUAAAGCUUGAUAUAUUAGUUGUAAGGUCGCCUGAGGGACAAGGUGCCUUAUUCGUUUUAUGGCCCCAAUACCAGAAGCGACUUUCUUUGUUACUUUCUCGAUAUGGCCACUCCAAUCAAGUCUGUCAUCUAUGGUCACUCCAAGUGAUUUUGCAGUAGUGACCUGGCUAACUUCAAAAUCAUUAAUUGCAAAUGUCGGGGACUCUGUGAGAGUACUUACCCUCUGCCUAGAUCCGAUAAGCAUAAAUUUGGUUUUAGUCAUAUUUAGAGUAAGUUUGUUUGCUCUCAGCCAAUUGUCAAUUUUAUGAUAUGAGCUCUAAAUCCACUUCUUGUUUUAUUUUCCUUUUGACAUCUUGAAAAUAAUGAAAUUAAUGAAAAAAAUUUUGAAAAAGGCCAAGGUAGGUAUUUCCCAGGAGAUUUGGUGCUCUAACCGGGAGACCAGGAGCUUUGAUGAAAAACUUGGAGACUCCUGGGAAAACCGGGAGCAUUGGCAGGUAUGACAUAUGCACCAGUCAUUUUAAACCGCAGUUACAGUCACUGUAGCCUGCGAGCAAGCUCUCCCGAAUAUAUUCAAAUUCCAGAGAUGCAGUUGCAAGCUCUCCUUCCUUUUCCCGCCCUGCUGCCAGAGUGCCCCCAGAGAUCUUGCUGGCAGGCUACAGUCACUGUAGAGACCAGCACAUGCAAAGAAACCACAAAAAACAACUGUUUCACCAAAAACAAUUCUGGAAUGUUACUGUGUCACAAGGGAGAAGCUAAUCAGACAUGAGAUACAGUGCUGCUCAAAAGUAUGUUGGCAGCCUUUCAUGUCUCCAUCCUCAAGUCUUGAGACUGGAUUUUUAAUUCUUGAGUUUAAACCAUGGUACCAUGUAUAUUUCUUUUGCCCAAUAAAAUUGUUUAGACACUGUCCACAAAUAAAUAAUGAGCUAAUUUCAGAGAACAAAACAAAAACAAAAUUUGUAUAUUUUGAUAUUUUUGACCAAUUUGAAAUACGGCAAAAAAUAAUUAGUAAUAUUUAUUUAUAAUAAACUAUUAAUCUGAUAUCUCAAAGGAACAUGCUGCCUUCAGUGAAGAUAAAGUGAAUGCUUUUCAGUGCGAUUUAACAAGUGAUAAUCUACUCUCACAUGUACCAGAAUGUAGUGUGGACAUUGCGACUUUAGUCUUCGUGCUUUCUGCUAUUCAUCCUGACAAAAUGUUGGCUGUCCUUCAAAAUAUAAUACAGGUUUGUGUGUAUUUUUGCCUAGUUAAUUUAUUUUUCUUAACAAACAGAUUUUCAGAUUGUCAUCCCUGUUUGGAUUGCAUGUGGAGGACGGGUCGUGUAUAGCGUGACCAAAGGGAGUAUGCCUUUGACAGAGACGAGGCCUCCCAUCAUCCCUUAUGCUCCCAUUAACCAUGCUUCUUUCAUAUUAAUAGGAGACUAAAACCAAACUGGUGACAAUUAGUCAGGAUUUUCAGAAUACCUGUGAGCUCUAAAAACAUGUUCCAAAUAAAUACAUGUACAGUGUAUCCUUUAAGGACUUGGUGACUGAGGUUUAAACCUACAUUUUGUUAAAGUGUUGUUUUUCCAAAUCAAAUCAAAUCAAAUUCAAAUCAAAUCCUUUAUUCAGAAACGUAAAACCCAGGAGCAUCAAAGUUCUCGUUAAAACGUGUACGUGUGUAAAUAAUGGCCUUAUAGCACUUUCCCAUUUAACUUGUAGUGACACAGCAGACUGCUUUUCUCUACAUGAUUCUAGUAUGUGGAUACUCAUGAAGAUUGUAAGAACUGGUGCUGAGGAAUUUAUAGACUCAGUUGAUUUGAUUCAGAACCUGUGUACAGGUCAAGGAAUAUAUUUGGCACAGCACCCCUAAAAUAAGUCCAAUCUGGUCCUUCAAGAAUCAAUCAAUCAAUCAAUCUUUAUUCUCCUAAAAUAAAAGGAAAUUAUCUUAAGUUACAUUAGCAGUUGGGAAUCUAAAAAUACAUGUAUGCAAAUAAAAAGAUAAAAAUAAAUAAGACAAACUGUGUACAAAAAUAAUAGAAAGAUCAUAGAUUGUAUCUAAAAAUAAUCCUAUUUACAAAAACAUUCUUAAAUCUAUCAGUCUUUAUCUUUGGGCGAUGAGCACUUUUGUUUCUGAGUAGAUACUUUGUUUCUUUCUUCUUCGGAAUGAUGUUACUGAGCGGGCAAUCGGGAUCCACUGAAUGUACCUUGAAAAGCUUCUUAUCUGCCUUUUCUAAAGUUCUCGAAUGUCCAGUCUCUUAGAUGGUCAAAGUUACUCAAAAAAUCAUCAUAAAUUUUGAUUUGAAUUUGCAGAUUAGCAUGAAAGUGUUUUUCACUAUCCCUUUGUUACUUCUUCUUUAGUUGUGGAGUACAGUGGUGAUUCAAGACUUUCAGGUAUGGGGUGGGGCUUCUAUUCCAGGCCCUUGAGAUUAGAGGGACACUCUGGAACGUAAUGUUUUGACCCUGCAAGCCUUGAUUUGAUUGGUCUAAAACUUAAGGACAAGGACGGGGACACCCUUCCCCAGAUCUGUCACUGGCAUAUACCACUGGACCUAUUGAAAACAAAUAAAUUUUAUUUGUUUGAGAUGAGAACAAAAUACUCAGGAUCUCAUGGUUUUGUGUUUCUAUCAGAUUCUCAAGCCAGGGGGAUUGCUGUUUUUUCGUGAUUAUGGCCUUUAUGAUCAUGCCAUGCUGAGAUUUAAUCCUAGAAAUAAACUGUCGGAUAAUUUUUACGUCAGGCAAGAUGGGACUAGAGCAUACUACUUUUCAAAAGGUAGGCUUCAGUACAUUAAUCACAGGAAAAAAGUUAACUGUGUUUAUUUGCACAAUUAUUUACAUGUAUUUGGUUUUCGAGUAAAUAGCCAAUAAGCAUACAUGUGUUGGUUAUGAGAUGACAAUGAACUGUCUCGCACCCAACUAGCAGAUCACUAGUAGUGUUAUAGGUAAUAGCAUAAUUUGUAUUGAUAUUUCGAAAUUGUUGUAUGUAAUUUCACAAGCCGUUAGGCGAGUGAAAUUUGAGAUAAUUUUGAAAUAUCACGUACAUGCUAUGAUUUGUUUAUAUAACUACCCACAAAAGGUUUGUAAUUUUCCCAUGUAGGUAUUUCAAAUUAAGCUGAAAUGCCACUGCUCUAAGCCAAUCAAAUUGCAGAAAUUUCUCAUGUAGUAGUAUAAAAAAAUUAAUAAGCAAGAAAUUAUCAUAAAUUUUGCUUAGAAUGGUUUGUCAUGUUUGGAUAAUAUUUUCUUAUGGCCCUUACACUGUGGUUACUUAGCUGAGGCACUCAAAAUUUUGGAAAUGCAUCCAUCAAUAAUAACCCAGUGUCUAAUAAUAAUUCUUUAUCUGUCCCAGGGUUGUCAUUUAGGGUUGGAGGGCAGGGAUUUUCCCUAGAUAGUCUACCCCCAGCUACUUUUAUAGAAAACAAAAUGAAAAUGGAGCCAAAACAGCCUCUGGGCUGUUCAUUGUAGAUAGUUUCAAUAUUGUUUGGUGGGGAUGUGCCAGUAGGACCUCAGAACCCAUAGCGUACACCAGACCUACCAGUAGUUCAUGUGAACAUUGUUACCAUAUCCUUUGAAUAAAUUUCCAAAACCCUGUCUUAUCAUGGAGUCGCUAUUUUUAAGAAACUAUGGAGGUGGAGACUUCCUUUCCUGUUAAAUUAAGUUAGGGGUAAAUUUAGAGUUGCCAAUAUAUUUUAUAUUGGUGAGUGUUUAUUCCUGGUUUCCCUAGACUAAUCAACUAGUUGACCAGUUUCCUGGAAAAUUAUACUCUAUUCUAGACCCAAACUCUUUGAUUUCUAUACCCUAUCCCAGACUAAACAAUCACAUACAGACAUACACUGUUUACAGGUAGCCAUCAUGACACCUGAUGGAGGAUGAUAAAGUUAGCCCUAUAUUAAGAUCUCUCCUUACAGAAAACCCACCCAGCCUAGUAAAGGUUGGCCACACCACCAGGAUCUACAUCCCCUACUCUUUUUGAACAGUAGUGUGGGUUCUUUUACGUCCCACAAGAACCAGUUUAGUGAAAGUGCUGUGAGACGGGACCUAUGGUUUUUCAUCCUUAUCCGAGAAGACUAGAAAGUCUAACUGUUUCCAGAUGCCAUUAAAAAGGCAGCAUUUUCUCCUCAGUCAUUUUAAAGAUCCUGAGUGUUGGUCUGACCCUGCUCAACAGACCAGGGGCCCGUUUCUCGAAAGCCCCGGUAACGUUUUGGGCCCGAAAUCAAAUUUUUAAAUCAAAAUAUGAAGAAUAAGAGCGGGGGUUCUGGCUAGCAAACUCAGUACUCCAUUAACUGAUAGUUUUAUCAUGUUAGAUGCAAAACUAUUGAAACCUCUACCUUGCAUGUAAACAACAACAGCUUUACGGGCCCGUUAAUUAUCAGAACUUUAGAGAAAUGGGCCCAGUCCUCUUCCAACUGAGCUAACCAAAUGGCGGUCUGCUUGAAAACCAUACCCUUCACUACUACACAUACCUACAGGGUUCGCAAAUACGCCAAAUUUGGCGUAUUUUACGCCAAAAUUGUUCAGAUGACUCCACUGAGGUUACGGAGGGAGUCACUUUGACUCCAAAAAUUUUCGGUAACAAACAGGGAGCCACUUCGACUCCAGAAAUUUUCGGUAACAAACACAGUUUUAUCCUUACCUUUUUCGCAACAAAUACAAUUUACGUUAAUUGUAAACGUUGUAAACCUUAAUUAAAUCAUCGAAAUUAAAGAAUUAUACUCCACGACAAAACAGGAAGAGGGUAAAUUACGAUCAAAGUUUACUCGAUGACCGCCACCAUGGAUUUGAGCUUUCCAAGUCAGCGGACCGCCACAGCUACUUCGUGUAUCUCUCACGAUAGUGUAUACAUGCCGGGACCACGUGCUGGAAAGUCUGAUACUUGACUCCAAAUAUUCCAAAAUGACCCCAAAAUUUGUGAAGCAAAAGUCACACUGACUCCACUCAUCAAUAAAAUUUGCUAACGCUGUACCUAGUAUAUAGCCUGUAUAUGGAAGUACUCCCCUUCCUGGUUAAUAUUGCAUAUAGCCAGCAACCUGACAUCUUAGAGACAGCUGUGCUGUCCUUAUUGAUAUGAAAUUUUCCCUUGAAUUUACAGAUCUUGUUGAGACAUUAUUUCACCAAGCUGGAUUUCAAGCACUGGAAAAUGAUUAUGCUUACAGGAGAACUGUCAAUAAAAAAGAAGGAAUUGAUGUUCCAAGAAUAUUUGUGCAAGCAAAAUUUGUGAAGCCUGUUUAA